Lutra lutra (Eurasian river otter) is the source of this 3530-nucleotide messenger RNA. RefSeq names its product zinc finger MYM-type containing 5 (gene ZMYM5). The transcript has 8 exons. Gene Ontology annotation, molecular function: zinc ion binding. Bases 1077 to 3074 code for a protein of 665 amino acids. Lineage: Eukaryota; Metazoa; Chordata; Mammalia; Carnivora; Mustelidae. The record is from RefSeq and is a predicted model, not a curated record.
GACGUGCGCCAAAGACGUAGGUGUAGACGAUGAACAAAAGAGAAGCCCCACCGUCGAUGUGGCUUUCCCCGGCACGCCCGUCCCGGGGCGCGCCGCAACACUCCGCACCUUCGCUCGCUCCCCGCAAUCGGGCGGGCCCUGGUUGGGCGAAGCGAUUGAGCCGACUGUGGAGUGGAGUCUCCAUCAACCGUUGAGGACCAGGAGGUGGUGGAAGGCAGUGGAGAGGCUGGGUAGAGACUGGGGGAGGGCAACGAAAAGAGGCUGCGGAGGAGGACGACGGCAGCGCCGAAGGACACACCGAGGGGAGGCUCCAGCCCCUCCAACAGGCGGGAGCCCAGCUCCAGGGGAGCCAGCAGCUUCCUCCAUCUUGGUUGAUGGAGGCGGGGAGCGGCGUCUGGGUCUCUCCACCGUGGCACCCGUCCUCCAAAGGCCCCUCAGGCGCAGACGCUGGAAUCAAGGGCUAUCCCCUCGGCCGAAUGGCGGAGCCCAGUUGGGGCUUCGCGGGGCCAAGUUUCCCAGCCCCACGGGGUUUGAUUUUGAAUUGGUCCCAAGUUCCCACAGCAGUCCCGACAAAAUGGAGGACGUCGUCUCCUCCUGCAGCCAUGACGGGAGGUGGGGGGACAAUUCCCCACGGGGGUGAGGCGAGGGUGGAAGUGUUCCCACUCCCCUCAGCACAUUCGGGAACUCACUUCACGCGCUGCCCCGACCUCCCACUUUGCCUCGCUCCAGCCCCUUGCCGGGCUCGCCCCUCACGGGGGGCUUCAGGCAUUGGACAGGGAGGGCGUUGGGGACAUCGAGGCCGCGUCGCUCCUCGGGCAGGGUCGUUGGGAGCGGCUCCAGGGUCCUGGGCUCCCAGGCCCGAGCUAGGGCAGGCGGCCACGGCCUCCGUCCCUAGGGCUGUGCGGGGCCCUGGAGAGCACCCUGGGCCCCCAAGUACCGAGCCGGAGGCCAUGCAGCGGGCAGCGAAACUCGGGCUGCCUGACCCUGACGGACCUGGGGGAUCAGGAAUCACCUUCAGACUUACCUGGUGAAACGUUGCCCGAUAUUAAAAGAAAACAUACUCUUUGUUCUUUGGCAUGGAUAAAUGUUCAGUGAGAGGAUUAGACUUGGAUGAACAGACUCCUGUUUUAUUAGAGCAUAAAGCCAUGGCAGCUAGUCUCGUGGAUAUAGGAAAUUCAUUUGGUAACCCAGCUAGUCCUUUAGUUAACAGAUGUAGAAAUUCAUCAGUAGAAGAUGAUGAUGAUGAUGUCGUAUUUAUUGAAUCUAUACAACCUCCUUCGACUUCUACUCCAGCAAUAGCUGAUCAAAGAAAUUUUAUAUUUGGUUCAUCAAGAAAUAAAAGGCUACAAGGAAAUUAUUCCAUAAUUCUUUCUUCCUCAAGAGAUUUGCCUUCUCAGAAGGGAAAUGUAAGUGAGACAAUUGUUAUCGAUGAUGAAGAGGACAUAGAAACAAAUGGAUGGGAAAAGAAAAAUUCUUCCAAUUUUGUUGAAUGGGGACUUCCUGGAACUAAAAAUAGAACCAAAGAUUUGGAUUUCUCCACUUCCAGUCUUUCAAGAAGUAAGACCAAGACUGCAGUAGGACCUUUUAAUCCUGGUAGGAUGAAUGUGGCAGGAGGUGAAUUUCAGAAUGGAGAAUAUGCAACUCAUCAUAGUCCUGAUUCUUGGAUCUCCCAGUCAGCAUCAUUUCCCCGUAAUCAGAAACAGCCAGGUGUGGAUUCUUUAGCACCAGUGGCCUCCCUUCCUAAACAGAUUUUCCAGUCUUCAGUCCAACAGCAACUUACAAAACCAGCUAAAAUCACUUGUGCACACUGCAGAAAACCUUUACAGAAGGGACAGACAGCUUAUCAACGAAAAGGAUCAGUUCACCUCUUUUGUUCUACCACCUGCCUUUCUUCUUUCUCUCAUAAGCGCACUCCAAAGAAACGCAAUGUUAUAAGUAAAAAAGAUGUACCUACAAAAAAGGCUACUACUGUUCCUCAAGUUGAGUCAAGAGACUCCUCCCAAGAAUUUUGUAGUACGUCUUUGCCUCCCUAUGAAGACAACCAGAAUUUUAGAAAAAGAAUUAAUAAAUCAAGAUGUAUAAUCUGUAGUAAACUAACAGAGAUUCGCCAUGAAGUCAGCGUUAAUAAUGUAAUACAUAAACUGUGCAGUAACCAGUGCUUUAAUAAGUACAGGUUAGCCAAUGGUCUGAUAAUGAAUUGCUGUGAACAGUGUGGAGAGUACUUGCCCAGUAAAAGUGCUGGAAACAAUGUUCUGAUCAUUGAAGGUCAGCAGACAAGAUUUUGCUGUCAAGGUUGUGUCAAUGAGUAUAAACAGAUGAUGGAAACAAAAUCAAAAAAUUUGUCAGCAUCAGAAAACAGAAAAAGGCAUGCUGUUAGAGAAGAAAAUGAAAGAAAAUUAUAUGGGCCAUUGAAUACUGUUUUAGAAAAAAAAGAGGGAAUACCGAAUAAAAAGGAAAAGACUCCAGAGCUACAGGUUUUGGCAGAAUAUAGCACAGAUACAUCAUUGAUCAAACAGAGUGUGAAUUUAACUUCUUCGGUGUUAACCAUAGCUGAUAAAUUUCAAGAGCCACUGGAAGAGAAAAAACCAGAAGACUGCAUUAUAUCAGUUGUACUUUCUACAGACCCAGGUACAUGGCCCCGAGUUUUAAAUACUAAACAACGGGACAUUCUUGUUGAAAAUGAUCCGCCUCAAGUAAGAAAUUUUAACUUUCCAAAAGACAGUACAGGGAGGAAAUUUUCAGAAACUUACUACACACGAAUUCUUCCAAAUGGUGAUAAAACCACUAGGUCCUGGUUACUUUAUUCGACUUCAAAAGAUUCUGUGUUUUGUUUGUAUUGCAAACUUUUUGGGGAAGGGAAAAAUCAACUGAAGAAUGAGAAUGGGUGCAAAGAUUGGCAGCAUUUAUCACAUAUUCUUAGCAAACAUGAGGAAAGUGAAAUGCACAUCAAUAAUAGUGUUAAGUAUUCAAAAUUAAAAUCUGAUUUGAAAAAAAAUAAAACUGUGGAAUCUGCAGGACAUGGAUUACAGUAUGAGAAUGAGAAAAAUGAUGGUGUGCUGUUGCUGUACCCAUAAUAUACCUGAUGUGGUUCUUGACAUAGUAGGGGCUUAAAUUUAUUCAGAAAAGAUCUGUACCCUAAUGAUCAGUACCAUUUUUGUUGGGAGGAUCCUAUAACUCAGCAGUUCGUUAGCAAUAAGUGUAAUAGCAAAUAGUAAAGAAUGUUUCUGUUCCAAAUUCUAAAACUAAUUGGAUUCAAUAGUAGUUAAUGCAGAUAUGAAUAAAGUUAGUUGUUACGUUUUCAUUCUGUCAAUUCACACCUUUUAAAAUUGGCAUUUGAGGGCUAACAUUUAACAUGUUUGGUUAAUUUUCUGUUCUGAUUACUUUGCAAGGAGAAAAAGGCUUCAAUUUAUCAAUACUAGUUUGAACAAGAUACUAUGUGACUGUUCUCUUCAUUAUUAAAGUAAAAACUUUCAGAAACAGUUUGAAAGUAGAAUGGAGUCUGAAACUGCAGCUUUUUGCUAUUAAACCAA